ACAGAGCUAAGCAUAAAAAGUCAUAUUUCUUUUUGAUUAUAGUACGUAAGAAUUAAAUUUACUGUCAAUUUCAUGGCCAAAAAUAAUAUGACACUCGACUCUCGCUGGCGUCUCCUCGCUGCGCUGAUCAUUAAUGAAAAUCUUCGCGAAAAUUGUGCAGCUGUUGCUGCUUGAGUAGCUCGUUAAUCCGAGCUGUUUGUGUGUUACCCUUUGAGCCGUUUGAUCCGCAUGCAGCGGCUUGCAGCUUACAGCUUACAGCUGCUUGGGAAAAUACUUGCAUGAUGAUAGUUAAUCUUUUUAUAGACCAAACUGCUUUUCCUAUACUUUUUUGCUGGCAGAUUGCCCUUGAAAGGCGCCUCGUAUUAGAGCUGGCCGGAUUAGUGAACGGAUUAAGAAUGAACAUGUUUGCAAAAUACGAAAACUUUAUGACGGCAAGCCAGAUUAAGAAUGAAUUGUUUUUUAUUGCGGCACAAGUCAAAACGCUAGACGCUCGAGACAGGUAGAGGUCGAAGGAUUAGUGAAGGACUUUAGGUAGGCGCAGGUAGCCAGGUAAGUGGGUGGCGAUUCGCAUAAAAGGACUUGCCACAGACAGUUGCAGCAUCAAACGCAAAGCAAACAUCGAGGUGUCAACAUCGAGCAACACUCUGCAGAAGAAGUUCUAAAACUUACAACUUAAUCGAAAGCAAUCACUACGAGAAUCCAUCGAAAUCGCAACAUGUCACGCUAUCAGCAACUUGUUAACGAAUCGAGCAGCAGCAGCAACCACUGCGCUGCCAACCAAGCACAGCCAAAGGAGCAACAGCAACCACAACAACAACAGCAGCAGCCACCAGCACCCAGUGUUGGCUAUCAUCUGUAUUUGUAUCGGGAGCAACUCGCUCGUCGCAAAGUGGAAUACAUUCGACUGUCGAAAGCCAAGUACUUCAUUACCGAAACACUAUUAGAGAAAACGGUUCGCAAUCUGAAGGGUUGCAGCCUCGACGAGCUGAAGACUGUGAACAAUCAAAUUGUGUUCAAGCACAAGCUGCGCCAUCAGAUUACCAGACUGCGCAAGCUUCAAUCUCUAGGAAUUCGCAAUGCCAGUCCAAACAUGGAGAGCACCGAACUCUGAAGUAAAGCGAUGACAUAUCUGUAAAUAGAAGUCUUCA
Molecule: messenger RNA, 1148 nt
Organism: Drosophila nasuta
Lineage: Eukaryota; Metazoa; Arthropoda; Insecta; Diptera; Drosophilidae
Exons: 1
Coding region: 716-1111 (131 amino acids)
Source: RefSeq, a predicted model, not a curated record